AUGCCAUCCAACAAACACAAUGACGAGCCUGAGAAGGUCGACGUCGUCAAUGUCGAGUCGGCCGCACUUGAAAAUAUGGCCAAAACAGAUCCUCUCUUCGCAUCGACCAUCCACGAUGCCAAGGUGGCUACAGCAAAGGAGCAUUCCAUGUCCCUCUGGCAGGGCAUCAAGCUAUACCCACGUGCCAUUGGCUGGUCUAUCCUCAUGUCAACCGCAAUCAUAAUGGAAGGCUACGACGUUGUUCUUAUGGGAUCCUUCUACGCCUUUCCGGAGUUCAAUAAGAAGUUCGGCACUCUUCAACCUGAUGGAACUUAUCAGCUCACUGCCGCCUGGCAGGCCGGAUUAAGCAACGCCAUGGCAACGGGUUCAAUUCUUGGCCUAUUUGCCAACGGCAUUAUAGCCGAACGAUUUGGCUAUAAGAGAACUAUGUUAGGCGCUCUUACUCUGGUCGUUGGCUUUAUCUUUAUCCUCUUCUUCGCGCAAAAUCUCACCACCCUCGUCGUUGGAGAGCUCCUUAUGGGCAUCCCGCUUGGCGCCUUUCAGACUCUAACAGUUACCUACGCUUCUGAGGUCUGCCCGGUGGUUCUCCGAUGCUACUUAACGACUUAUGUCAACCUCUGCUGGGUCAUUGGCCAGCUUCUUGCCUCUGGCGUCCUCCGCGGCUUCCUCGAGAGAUCGGAUCAAUGGGGCUACCGGAUUCCCUUCGCUAUACAGUGGGUUUGGCCAGUACCUAUCAUCAUUGGAGUUGCACUGGCUCCGGAAAGUCCCUGGUGGCUAGUUCGUCAGGGCCGAAAGGCGGACGCUAUUGCUUCCUUGCAAAGGCUGACCGGCGGCGUCAACGAGGGCAACGCCACGACUGAAGAGACCGUCGCCAUGAUGAUCCAUACGAACGAACUAGAGCGCGAGAUGGAGAAAGGCACUAGCUAUCUUGACUGCUUCAAGGGAGUCAACCUUCGCCGUACCGAGAUCGUUUGUCUCACGUGGGUUGCACAGAACCUAUGUGGUGCAGGGCUUAUGGGGUAUUCAACCUACUUCUAUACACAGGCCGGACUCGAUCCAAGGAACUCGUUCAACAUGUCUCUCGCACAAUAUGGGCUUGGAAUGGUCGGCACAAUCUUCUCCUGGGUGCUCAUGACACAUCUAGGUCGACGGACGCUCUACGUCGGGGGCCUAGCUGGCCUAUUUCUACUUCUCCUUGUCGUCGGAUUUAUAUCUCUCGCCGGUAACCACAACACAGCUGCGUCAUGGGCAACAGGUUCUAUGCUAUUGGUUUAUACGUUCGUUUAUGACUCAACAGUCGGGCCGGUCUGCUACUCUCUAGUAUCAGAGUUGUCAUCGACUAGACUUCGCACAAAGACUGUUGUGCUAUCGCGAAACGCAUACAACUUAUUCAGCAUCGUCAACGGCGUCAUUAUCCCAUAUAUGCUGAACCCCACGGCUUGGAACUGGCGUGGGAAAGCUGGUUUCUUUUGGGGAGGACUCUGCCUUCUGUGUGUGGUAUGGUCUUUCUUCCGUCUUCCCGAGCCGAAGGGUCGCACAUAUGGCGAGCUGGACGUCCUCUUCGAGCAACGAGUUUCCGCACGCAAGUUCCGGACCACUGCUGUUGACCCGUUCCAUGGACAAGACGAUUCGAAGAUCUCGGAUGAUUAG
Molecule: messenger RNA, 1650 nt
Organism: Purpureocillium lilacinum
Lineage: Eukaryota; Fungi; Ascomycota; Sordariomycetes; Hypocreales; Ophiocordycipitaceae
Biological process (GO): carbohydrate transport; transmembrane transport
Cellular component (GO): membrane
Molecular function (GO): carbohydrate:proton symporter activity
Source: RefSeq, a predicted model, not a curated record